Chelmon rostratus (copperband butterflyfish) is the source of this 1783-nucleotide messenger RNA. It is a transcript of the gene rbm34, whose product is annotated as RNA binding motif protein 34. Lineage: Eukaryota; Metazoa; Chordata; Actinopteri; Chaetodontiformes; Chaetodontidae. The transcript is spliced from 11 exons. Gene Ontology annotation, cellular component: cytosol. Gene Ontology annotation, molecular function: mRNA binding. Bases 175 to 1479 code for a protein of 434 amino acids. The record is from RefSeq and is a predicted model, not a curated record.
UGUGCGCGAAGGGAAACGUGUGGCGAGGCUGAAACACACAUGUUACUGGAGGCUAACUCGUAGAAAUUCGUAUACUGUAAAUGCUGCAAUUAACCUGACAAAUUGAUUAUUCCAAUAUUUAGGACAAACCGGAAGUCAGUCUUCAAGUGACGCUAGAAUAAUCUGGAAGAAACCAUGAAGAAGACACGUGACUCGAGUGGAGAGGAGUCGUCAGGACAACAGUCAGCUGACUACGUGGUGGGUCAGGUGUCUGGAAGUUUGUUCCAGAAGAACUCUGCAGCCUCUGGAUCAUCGCUGUCAACUUUAUUCAGCUCUGCAGCACCAGCAGCAGGUCUUCUGUUUCAGCCUGCACCCAAACCUGUUCAGAAGAGCACCGAAGCAAAGGAGCAGCAAAGGGAAACUUCAGAGGUCAAAGGUCAGUCCAGCCAGAAGAAGAAGAAGACGAAGCCGCUUAAAGACAAAUCAGAAGCCGACCAGAAGCUGGAAAACAGGGAGGUCAGUUUACAGAAUGCAGACGAGGAUGAGCGAGGGCAGGAAACAGCCGUGAAGAAGAAGAGGAAAGCACCUGAGCCAGGCGGGCAGAACGACGUUGAACAGUGGGUGAUGAAGAGACAAAGGCUGAAAGCCAGGAAGGAGGAGGAGGCGGUAAAGAGGAAGAGGACGGUGUUCGUAGGCAACCUGCCCAUCGGCUGCACCAAGAGGACCCUGCAGAGCCUCUUCAGGGAUAAAGGAGCCAUCGAGUCCAUCCGGUUUCGCUCUGUGGUCAGAGAGGAUCCCUCCAUGUCCCGUAAAGUUGCAGUUAUUCAACGCAAAGUUCAUCCCAAAAAGCAAAGCAUGAACGCCUACGUGGUGUUUAAAGAUGAGGACGGAGUUGCUAAGGCGUUGGAGAGGAACGGCAUGGAGAUAGAGAAAGACUUUCACAUCCGAGUGGACAGAGUGACUGACAGCUCAUCACACGAUCACAAGCGCUCCGUAUUUGUGGGGAAUCUUUCGUUUGAGAUAAAUGAACUGGCUUUUCGGCGACAUUUUGAGGAGUGCGGUGCAGUGGAGGCUGUACGACUGGUAAGAGACCAGAACUCUGGACUGGGGAAAGGAUUCGGCUACAUUCUGUUUGAGAGCGCCGACUCGGUGCAGCUGGCGUUGGAACUGGACGGCACCAAACUGGACGGCAGGUCCAUCCGGGUGAAGAGGUCGGUGAAGAGGGAGAAGCAGAAGAAUAAAACUGACAGCAAAGGAACCGGAGCGAGGGCCCACAGAGGCCCUAUGAAGGGUUCUAGGAAGGGUCCCAUAAAGGGCCAAGGUCGGGAGAUAGGAGGCAGUCGAGGUGGUUUCAAGUCUCAAAAGAAAUCCUUUGGAAUUCAGCAGAGGUCGACCAUCAGCUCCAGCUCCUUCAAAGGAGAGACAGUGGAUCCAAGCAAAAAGACUAAAAAGAAAGGACUGAAGAAGAAACUGAGGCCCAGCAAGACUGUACAUAUCUGAUCAACAUUUGACUCAAAUUAAAGCUUUAGAAGUGUUUGAGGACACUUUCAGUGUUCUAGCUUUUGCUGUUCUAAUCACACAUUGUUGACAACGGCAAAGGAUUGUUCCAGGCAGCAGGUUUACAUCGAUCAAUGUUCCAGAUCUUCAGGCGGUUCUGAGUUUUACUCAGGAAACCUGAUUCUGCUUCUCUGGGCAACAAAGCUGAAAGUCUCUGUGAAAAUCAGUACAUCCAGUUACAUCCCGUCUGUUAAAUCGUUGUGUUUGACUCAUCUCAUACAGCAGGUGAGCAAAAUAAAAUUAAAUA